Messenger RNA from Sinocyclocheilus grahami, 5134 nucleotides. RefSeq lists its product as uncharacterized. The record is from RefSeq and is a predicted model, not a curated record. Lineage: Eukaryota; Metazoa; Chordata; Actinopteri; Cypriniformes; Cyprinidae. The transcript is spliced from 2 exons. The coding region runs from base 1 to 4362 and encodes 1453 amino acids.
AUGAAUGCACUGGAUUCUGUCGACCUGAGUCUUGCCCAAGUAAGAGAUCUACAGGCGGUGUCCACUUUGGAACAGUUAAUGUCAAAGCUAUGUUUGCAUCACCAGCGCCAAAUAGUCGAAGCAUUAGGCUUCUUACAAAGUGAAGUCAAGACUGUGGCUGUUUCCAACCAUUUCCAAGCACUCACUCCAGAUUUGUCUGAGAAGCAGGCGACAACCGGCUACAGUCAUGCAUCGUUUGAAACCAGGGCUGAGAUUCAGCAGUCUGAGAGAUCAUGCGCUGUGGAUGCUGCUGUGAGCAUUAGUAAGACUCAAGAGUCAUCUGUCAGGACCAGUCAAAAGCCUACUGCAGAGGUUUUAAAGGCUGAUGUUUCCAGUACUGCCCGUGUAGUGACUGUAAAACAAGUAGACCUUGGCAAGAUGGAAGUUUUGUCAUCUUCAUCUUGUGGAACAGGUGUUAAGUGUGGAAAUGUAAGUCCUCCAACAAAAUUUCUGGUCAUGACAAAGACAACUACUGAUAAUCUGGGAGCAAAAAAAGUGUUGGGUUCAAGCAGUCAACAAAUUCCCAGUAGCAAUUCUGUAAAGAAGUGUCUAUGCAGUGCUGAGCGAUGUUUGCCAACUUGUACUGCGGAGAAUGAGCAUGCAGACCCGUUAGCACAGAAGUGCUCUUUUGCACAAAAUGAAGAUGCUGUUGUAAUGCCCUCCACAAUUCAAAAGACAUCGAAUGUUGUUUUACCAAUAUCCCCAAGAACAGCCAGGAAAAGCAGAAAAGGUUCUUGUCUUAGGCAAAGGAAUGGCUCUUUAAGUUGUCUCAUAAAUGAUCCUGAAAUGAGCCAUUGUGACCUAGUUUAUAUUAGAAAAUCAAUAACAGAAUGUCAGCCUCAAUCUCGUAAUCGACUGCAUCCACGACAAAAUGCCCGGAAGAGCACAAGAGGGCACAGAUAUGUGGAGGAGUACUUGGAACUAAAAACCGUCCGUACCUUAGCUCGUAAACCUAUAGGUGAUUGCAGUGGGAAUUGUCCAGCUCUUAUGCCAGACAUGCACACCUCACUGACUCCAAAGCAGGUAUUUUCUAAGUCUGGCAGUGUUCCUCUUGUAAACACACCUUUUGCAGGCGACUGCAUGAAAAAUGUUAUUCCAAAAUUACCAUCGGAGCAGAUAGUGGAGAAUGAAAUGCCAGGAGAUGUCGUAAAAGUAACUAGUCUGGGUCUGAUGGUUGAAACCAGUCUAAUGGGGAAAAUUGAAAGCAGUGGCCAACUUUUCAGUGAACCGUCAGGUAAACAGAGUGAAUUAACCAUGCAACUAGAUUUGAUCUCAGAAGCUCCCAGUUGUACUCUGAAUGCAGUAGUGCAAGAAAAACGCAUGGACAUGGUAGAAGAAACCACCGAAACAACAGAACUCACUGUACAGAAAGACGGAUGUGACUCCCAAAUUGGGCCCAUGCCAGAAGAGGUGGCAUGUGGUUCAGAAAGAAAGGCUGAGUGUGAGAAUAAAUCUUUGGAGCCAUCACUGAGCCAUGUGUCCCCUAACAUGGCCAAAGAGUGCUCUGCUGAUGAAGUCGACAUGGAACCGAGAAAUGAGAGAGAAAUAAAAAAACCCACAGAAGCCGAGACUGCAGCAGAUGUCCAGGAACAAUCAGAGGCAUCAGAAAUAAAGGCAAACACUGAGGAGGAUAGAGGUGCUCAGGAGCAAGUUUUGCAUGACACUGAAAGUAAUCUCCAAACAGUGAACUCUUCUGAACUACCAGUGAAGUAUCAAGGGGAUUCAGCGGUGUCCAGCCUUACUGAAGUCUCACCUGUACAAACGCUUGCCAAUUGUAAAGAGAAAGAAUCGAAUCUGCAUACUUCAAAAGUUUUGAAUGCAAAACAUGCAGUGUCCUCAGACAGAUGCUUGCGUAAUAGAAGUAAAGGCAGUGUUGACGUAAUGAAAGACUCCAUGAAGUGUGGUGCUUCUGAACUUGUUGAUCAUGCCAAUGAUAAAAGCCCAAAGACUAAUUCUUCUGAAACAAAUGUGCAUACUGAGCAGGAGCCUGAUUUGAAAGUUGUUGACAUUCUUGAAACAACACAGGAGCUCCCGGCUGCUAAACCUUGUAACGGUCUGGUUGUGGAUCAUACAGUCAAAACAAGACCAAAAUCAAGAACCGCAACAGCUGUUGGUAGAGAUGAGCAUCCGAGUUCAGGUGUCAAAGUGAAUAAUGAUUUGCCAAGUGUUUUGUCACCUGAGGUUCUUCCAGAGACUGUAAGCACCACCUCCUCCACUACAGAGAGUGGAAAACACCACAAACAGAACAAUCAAGCCUCUGAAAGCACUGAAAAAAUGUCACUUAGAAAUAAAAGUAGUCCUGUUGAGCUGUCUGUUAGCGAACCCUGUUCACCCAUCAAAAAGUCCCCACCAAGUUCUGAAAAUAUGCUUUUGAGAAGCAGAAGUAACACUGAAGCACCAAGUAGCAAGUCGAUCAGUCCGACAGAAGGCCAUUCAGAGAAGCAAGGGCAGAUGCAUUUAAGAAGCAGCAGCUCUAUUAGUGAGCAGGCAGCUAAUAGAGAAGUGUGUACAUCUUCCGAGACAGUAACGUAUAUGCCUCUACGAAGUAGCACUAUUAGCUCUAAACCGACUGUUACUAAAGAUUCUCCUGUUAAAAGUUCCAUUAAAAGGUUCGGUGAACAACCUGUCAAUUCACACUCCAGUGCUACCUGUAGAAAAACCGAGGCCAAUGGGCACAUGCCCUUAAGGAGCAGUGCCAGUUUAAUUGCAGAACCCGCAACAACAACCCGCAACAACAAAUCUGCUGUCGUAGAUACAUCAGAGAGCCCUGGACACAUGUCGUUGAGAGGAGGGAAUGUGUCUAAUACUGAAAAGUCAUGUGGCUCAACAACAACUCCAAAUAGAAAUAAACAUCCUCUGAAACAACAAAGGGUUUCAGCAUCCUCAAGUGGGGAAGCUGAAGAGAGCCCCUUGAGUUCAAAAGUUAAAAUCCCAAAUCAGAAGCAUAUGGAGGCCCAAAUAAGAGGCUCAUCGAGUUUACCAGAUGAAGCCUUCCGCCUAGCUAGUCUUCAGACAACUGAACCUAUUGUUUGCAGUCCCCCCAAAUUUUUGGAGGCGCUAAGGGGGGAAGAACACCAGCAGUUAAUUUCAAAUUUGAAUGCAAAGUUUGAUAAAAUGCACAAAAGUUGGGUUCCAAUGGACAAGGAGGGUCAGCCUGCACCAAAACCCAAAAACAAGGCAGACAGGCUUAAAGAAAUAUGGAAAAGCAAACGCAGAGUACGAAAGUCAAGGCCAUUGGAACAACAAAAGCUAUCCGCUGUGCAAAUGCUAUUUAUGAAGCCCUUUGAUUUGCCCAGUAUCUGCAGGUGGUUCCUGCAGUCAACUGAAACAAAAUCACUUGUAAUUGUUAAGAAAGUGAACACCAGACUUCCUUCUGAAACACAGUUGUGUUUUCACACUUCGGCAGCAGGAGCAGGGUCCUCUCAUGGGAUAUUUCCCAGCCUCCAGGCCGAACGGUUGAAGAAGCACCUGAAAAAGUUUGCUAUUGCAUCUCCGGUGAAAAACAACCCCAAGAAUCAAAGGCUACUCUCCAAAGCUUUAGGUCAGGGUAUUUCUGCGAUGAGGAGUAAAGAAAAGCAUGAACCGACAUCUGCCACACGGAUCUGUACAAAGGCACAGAGUCUUGCUGGAGUGACGCCGGCACAGGCUCCAGAGAGCCUUGCCCCGACCGCAGGCAGUGCGAAAAAUCCAGCGAGUGCUAGAAUUCUUCGGAAAUAUUCCAACAUGCGUGAGAAGCUUCAGGUUCAGCAAAACAAGAAACGCAAAGAGAAAACUUUCAAAGGUGCUCAUCUCAAGUCGGCAAGAAUUCCAAAGAAAUCCAACAAACAAAAACUGCCAACAUGUAAAGGGUCGAAGUCUGUGGUUCAGAGGAUCUCAUCUCUGACCAAGACAGCAAAAACAAACUCUGCCCUCAAACAAAGGGCGUUGAAAAGGAACCCGUGUCACAAAGACAAUGCCUCUCCAAAGAGGUUGAAGGCACUCACAAAAAUGACAAAAGGCAUCGGCGAGAAUGCCUCCGCAAACACCUCGAGUAAAAAACAGAUACUGAUCAAAACUGGAACUGAUAAGGCACAGCAAAUAAAAGCAAGUGGGACUAAAGUUGACACAAAGAAACUGGUGUUUCAAAAAGGCCCUAAUAAUUUAGAAUCACGAUCUUUAGAUGUGGACAUUAAACCUCUGAUGUUGGAAGACCAAGUGUUAACUAGGUCUCAAAGAAAGAUGGAAGGCACCACUUCACAGACUGCCUCUCCCAAAUCCUCCACAAAGCGAGGCUUGGAACCUCUGGUCACUCCCACAAAACGUACUAGGACUUCAAAACCAUGAACAAUGUGUACUAGUACUAGAACCUCAUGUAGAAAUGUUUCGUAAGAACAAGGGGUGCUGAUGCUUUCAAAAAAAAAAAAAAAGAUUUUUGAAGCUAUUUUUUUAAGCGUGGCAGUACAUUUUCGGAGCUUUGAAAUUAUUGUCAUCUGAGAGAGAUUUGUCAUUGUUAGGUAGUUCAGGCAAAGACAUUUCACAGAGUUAUUUCUUUUCGGUGUCAAACAUGUUCCAAUUAUGCUUUAACAAAAUCUAUUUGUUUAUGAAAAAAAGACUUUUUGUUGUUGAUAGAGCCAUUAAUGUAAAAUUCAAUAAAGGUUCUGAUUCCCUUGGGGAAUUUUAAAUGAGUUAUAAACAGGGCUGUCAAACUCAAAUCCUGAAGGGCCGGAGUUUUCAAAUAAGCCCGAAGGACUUGAUUAGUUGGAUCCGGUGUGUUUAAUUAGGGUUUAAUCAAAACUCUCCAGGGCUCCGGCUCUCCAGGAAUUGAGUUUAAUACCCCUGGGUCAUAAAUAACCCAACAACUCACUUGUUUGUUUGACCGUUAUGUUGAAUAGCUUAUUAUUUACAACAGCUUGAACUAUUAAACCAGAUAUUAUUUAAGGAAUGAUUCUAAACAAUUAAUAAUUUUAGCUAAUUAAAAGUGGCUUUGUAACCUGAAUAAUGUGCCUUUUUCUUAUCUGUAUUUAUAAGUGAUUGAGGUUGCCUCAAGAAAUAAAGCCUCAUUCUUUUUGCACAUAGAUGAGAAAUUUGCCCCAAACUACUUCUUUAUAAGAUCACA